This is a messenger RNA of Osmia bicornis bicornis, 3718 nucleotides long. RefSeq names its product protein PFC0760c-like. The coding region runs from base 246 to 3590 and encodes 1114 amino acids. The transcript has 8 exons. NCBI's taxonomy places the organism in Eukaryota, Metazoa, Arthropoda, Insecta, Hymenoptera, Megachilidae. The record is from RefSeq and is a predicted model, not a curated record.
UGUCAGUAAGAACUGAUACAAACUGUAAAUAGACGUUACUAAACGUGAGUGCAUGAAAAAAAACAGUUUCUAUUUAAAGUGGUGCUUGUAUAAUAGAAAUGUUUUUAAAAAGUUAAAGUUCAAAGAUCAUGUAAUGAAAUCUGAAUACGUUUUCAUAAAGUAAUAGUUGCUUUGUAGGAGAGAACGUUGCACUGUCGUUAUUGAAAACAAAUAUCGAAAAGAUUAUAAACAAAUAUAUAAAAAGAAUGUGUGAUCUUAUAGAUUUAAAGAGUCCUGAUAAAAAGGGCUUGCUAAACUCAAGACUUGCGUCACCUUUAAUACCAGUUCCUACAGAUUCCGCAGGCGAUAACUGUAAUAAUCGUAUCAAUGAUUCAAUUCCUGUAAUAACGAGUAAACGCGAUAGUUUAGAAAAUAACCCUUUUGACAUGGUAUUACAUAAAACUACAGAAUACAUCCAAAAAAGAGAUGAUCCCUUUGAGGUGACUUUAGAAAAAGCACUGAGACUAAAAUGUAAAAAAAUCAAUGAAUUAAGAACACAUUCUUUUGAUUUUACAAAUGACUAUAAUGUCAAAGAAAAGAAUCAUGUGCAAAAGUUAAAAAUGAAUAAAACGUUAGAUGAAUUCUUAAUUAACGAAGAAUUAAAUCAGAAAACUGCCACUAGUAAUAAAAUAUCCAAUGAAAAUGUGAUGCUUGAUUCAAAUAAUGUGGGAGCUGAUGAUGUUAUACCUACCAUUAAUGUUGAAGAAGUUGAUUUAUCCAUUUUAAAUCAAUCUCUGAUGAAUGACACAUUAUUUGAAACAGAUAAAGAAUUAAAUAAGAAUGAAAUAGCACCUUUGCAUAAUAAGAUAUCAAUGCAAGCAGAAAAGGAUAAAUUUAACAUAGGACAAACUAUACCUUCUAAUCUACUUUUGAAAUUUCCAAGACUUCAACGUUCUCUUUCUCAAGGAGGAAAUGAAUCUUCUAAAAAAUCACAACUUUUUAAACAUUUAUCAUUGGUAGAAGCUUUAAGAACUAGUUCAGAAAAUGGAAGUAACAUAUCUGAUCGAAAUUCAUUAGACUUCUUGAAUGAAGGUUUUUUAAAACAUUAUUACAGUGGAAGCUCUUUGUUUUCCAGCUUAUCAAAUGUAUCUUCUAUAGCUAAAUUAAACUUUGGUUCUUCUUCAACUAGUUUGUCAAUUUUGUCACCGAAUGAUACUAAUAAUCGGGCAUUCUUAGAAAGUUGUUCAUCUGAAAAAUCAGAAAACUCAAGAUCAAUUGAAAACACAGACCUUAACAAAGAAAUAACAUCUGUAACAAGUGUACCAACUAAAUGCACAAUGUCAGGAUUAAUAGAUCAAUUUGACAGACUCAAAGCAAAGCUAUCAGAACUUCCUGAAAGUCUGGUAGAACAGAAAAAUGAAAAAUGCUGCUCAGAAAAUAAAUUAAUAGAUGUUGAUGUAUUUGCUCCAAAAGUUAAUUCCAGUAAGGAAUGCUACAGAAGUUCUGUUUCAGAUACAUCCUCAGAUUCUGUAUUUCUUGAUGGAAGUAAAGUUAAUAAAUCAAUAUUUCACGAAGCAAAACUUCUUGCAAAAACUUUUGAAGAAUUAGCUAUGAAAACAAGCUCAGGAUCAAGCACUGAUGACCUCUUCAGUAGUAAUCCAUUGUGGACAUCAGAAUUAUUACCAGCCUUUGAUGAUGAAGAUAUGGUAGAUAAUUUAAUUGAAUUACCCACAUCUCCUAAUGCAAAUCAUGCAGAAUCAAAAGACAUAAAAGUCAAAGAAUGUACAAAUACUGAGAUAUGCGCAGAAAAAGAUGCAGAAGUUGUCAUUAAUAAGAUGACAGAUAAUUUAAAGGAACUAGAACUGGAACUUAUUGAAUCUGUACAUAAAGAGAAACAUAUUACAGCUGCAACACUUUUAUCGGAACUCAAGAAACUUAUCAAAACUGAAAAUAAUCUAGAAGCAAAUAAAUUAGUAGAAAAUUUGGAAAAGGUUUUAGGUAUUGAUUUUGAGAACAAUACCGAAUUAUUAACCGCCUAUCUUAAUACGACUAAUAACUUAGCAAAAAGUCCCCAGAAAUCGGACAGUAGUUUAAAGGUAAUACAAAACAUAGAAAAAAAUAAUAUGGAACAUAGUCAAGAAGAUAAUUUAUCCAAUGAUUCAGAUAAUGUCAAAGAAUCACCUGUUUAUAAAAAUAUAAAUAUCGAUGAUUCAAAUAUAAAUAAAUGUAUUACUAAUCAAAAGUGUUUAGACAAAAUAAAUAGUGAUUCUCUAAAAAUUAAUACCGAAGAAACAAACAAAAAUAGAAAUGAAAAAGAACUCAAUAUUGAAAUUGAAUGCAAGGAAGAUUCUUCAAAAAAAGAAAGUAACAAUUUAUUAAAUGAGAAAGUGGUGAUAGAACUUCUUACAAACAUAGGAAAAUUAUUAACUGGUCAGACAGAAACGCAACCAACUUCGGAUAUACUUAAAAAUUUAGGGAAAGUAUUCAAUGUUGCCGCCAAUGAUGAUAAUAUGAAGAUUCAACAAACUCCUAAAAAAUCAAAAUUAAAAUUUGAGGAUAAGACCCAUUCUUUAAUUUCAUCAACAUCACAUAGACAAAGUUUGAAUUUAGAGUCAAAAAAACAGUCACUUCAUAAAAAUUUCAUUAGGCGAAGUAUAUCUGUAUCUCAUACAUCAGCGACUAAAGAUCCAGUUCCUAUAACAUCCAGUAAUAACAGCAAAUGUCAAUUAAAAGAAGUAACAAAACGUUUUCCUAGCGAUCCUGGCUUCGUUAGUCCAACAUCAAACAAAAAAGUCGUUACAAAAAACAAUAGAGAUGGAUUAAAAAAAGAUGCACAAACAAAAUCAUUAGCAACGUUAGAUUUACAAAAAGAAACAACCGCAACGAUAAAUACGGUUAAGAAUAAACUCAAAAAGAAAAUUGAUACAGAAGUUACAAAUAAGAAAGGCCCAAUGAAGGCCAUGCUUCCCAUAGGAACCAUGCAAAAGAAAAAAACCGGUAAUAGUAAAGUAACAUCAUCGCAUGGAACUGUAACACCCCCUAAAUCUCAUAAAAUAAUUAGUAGUACACCUAUUUCGCCACGUAAUGAUUGUGCGAUGAAAAGAUCGUCGCGAUCUUCGAAACCGGUUGCUUCAUCAACUCCAGACGCUCAUAAUUCGAAAUCCCGAAAAGUCCAAUCGCCGCAAGUAGCUAAAAAGCGGAACUUCUCUUGUGAUAUAUCACCAGUAUCUAUCCGUACAGGUGUUGAUAAUAAAAUAAACAGUAGCCCAAAACGUAAAUUAUCAUCUCCAAAGAAAACACCUAAACGUCGAUCGGUAGGUUCUGGUAUUCCAAAAUCUCAGACUCCUCCUCUGACUAAGAAAUUGAAUUCUUCUUUCGACGUUAAUCGAUACUCCAAGUUGUAUGAAUCCCCACAACGUUCGUCAUACAAAACAUCAAAUUCACAAAAUAGUUCACCAGUUUCUGUAAAGAAAAAUGAAAGUGUGCAACAAAGUCCUUUAAGGGAUAAUAAUAAACUUAUUUAUAAAGCGAAACCGAUGAAAUUGAUCUCAAAACUUCAACGACACAGUGUUGAUACCAAUAUAGCAGAAAAAGAAAACAAUUAUAUUUAAUUUAUAAAAAAAGGCUACUUUAGUGAUGGUGGUUGUGAAAAACAUGUAAGAUCAUAACAUAUUUUUUAUUUUUAUAUUUUAACAUUCCACAUUUUUUUAUACUUAUGUAUUUUCUAAUAAAAAUGUUU